Messenger RNA from Miniopterus natalensis, 4110 nucleotides. Lineage: Eukaryota; Metazoa; Chordata; Mammalia; Chiroptera; Miniopteridae. The record is from RefSeq and is a predicted model, not a curated record.
AUGGCAGGUUUCGAGAUACAGGACUAUGCUCAUGAGGUGCAUACAUCUGUGGAUGGAUACGCCGAACCACACAUCCAGCCCACCAAGUCGAGUAGCAGACAGAACAUUCCUCGGUGCAGAAACUCCAUCACGUCAGCCACCGACGAACAGCCUCACAUUGGAAAUUAUCGUUUACAAAAAACAAUAGGGAAGGGGAAUUUCGCCAAAGUGAAGUUGGCGAGACAUGUUCUAACUGGGAGAGAGGUUGCUGUGAAAAUAAUAGAUAAAACUCAGCUAAAUCCUACCAGUCUACAAAAGUUGUUUCGAGAGGUACGAAUAAUGAAGAUACUGAACCACCCUAACAUAGUAAAAUUGUUUGAAGUGAUUGAAACAGAGAAGACCCUCUACUUGGUCAUGGAAUACGCAAGCGGGGGUGAAGUAUUUGAUUACUUAGUGGCCCACGGAAGAAUGAAAGAAAAAGAGGCCCGUGCAAAAUUUAGGCAGAUUGUAUCCGCUGUCCAGUAUUGUCAUCAAAAGUGCAUUGUUCACCGUGAUCUUAAGGCUGAAAACCUUCUCCUUGAUGCUGACAUGAAUAUUAAAAUUGCUGACUUUGGUUUUAGUAACGAAUUUACAGUCGGGAGCAAACUGGACACAUUUUGCGGAAGCCCGCCCUACGCUGCUCCCGAGCUCUUCCAGGGAAAGAAGUACGACGGGCCCGAGGUGGACGUGUGGAGUCUCGGCGUCAUUCUGUACACGCUGGUCAGCGGCUCCCUGCCCUUCGACGGCCAGAACCUGAAGGAGCUGCGGGAGCGCGUGCUGCGGGGCAAGUACCGCAUCCCCUUCUACAUGUCCACCGACUGCGAGAAUCUGCUCAAGAAGCUCUUAGUGCUGAACCCCACCAAGAGAGGCAGCUUGGAACAAAUAAUGAAAGAUCGGUGGAUGAAUGUUGGUCACGAAGAGGAAGAGCUGAAGCCAUAUACGGAGCCUGAGCCGGAUUUCAACGACACCAAAAGGAUAGAUGUCAUGGUCACCAUGGGUUUCGCAAGAGAUGAGAUAAAUGAUGCCUUAAUAAAUCAGAAAUACGAUGAAGUUAUGGCCACUUACAUUCUUCUAGGUAGAAAACCACCUGAAUUCGAAGGCGGUGAGUCAUUACCCAGUGGAAACUUGAGUCAGAGGCCCCGGCCCAGUAGUGACCUAAACAACAGCACUCUCCAGUCCCCCGCCCACCUGAAGGUCCAGAGGAGCAUCUCGGCCAAUCAGAAGCAGCGGCGCUUUAGCGAUCAUGCUGGUCCAUCCAUCCCCCCUGCCGUGUCCUAUACAAAAAGGCCUCAGGCUAACAGCGUGGAAAGCGAGCAGAAAGAGGAGUGGGAGAAAGAUGGGACAGCUCGUAAACUUGGCAGCACCACGGUGGGAUCAAAGAGCGAGAUGACUGCCAGCCCCCUGGUGGGGCCAGAAAGGAAAAAAUCGUCAACUAUUCCCAGUAACCAUGUGUAUGCUGGAGGGAGCAUGGCUCGGAGGAACACGUACGUCUGCGAAAGGACCACAGACCGAUACGCGGCCCUGCAGAAUGGGAAGGACAGCAGCCUCACGGAGAUGUCGGCCAGCAGCUUGUCUUCCGCAGGCUCUGCCGUGGCCCCUGCUGUCCCCUCAGCACGACCGCGCCACCAGAAGUCCAUGUCGGCAUCCGGCCACCCGAUCAAAGUUACACUGCCAACCAUUAAAGACGGCUCCGAAGCUUACCGACCCGGGUAACGUGCCAGUUGCAUUUCAUUUUGUUUAUUAAAGGGUUGGUGUUUCCAAAAUACGUUUUUACUGAUUUUAGAGAGAGGAAGGGAGUGAGAGAGAAACAUCCACGGGAGAAGCAUCAUUCGGCUGCCUCCUGCACGCCCCUGCUGGGGAUGGAGCCACAGCCGGGCAUGUGCCCUGACGGGCAUCUUAUCAUUAAAUCUCAACCUUCACUUUGUUUUGAGGGAUCCAAGUGAAGGCGAAGCCAGUGGCAGAACAGACACCUCAAGGAGUACGUCAGGGGACCCCAAAGAAAGAGACAAGGAGGAGGGUAAAGACCCCAAGCCCCGUUCUUUGCGGUUCACCUGGAGCAUGAAGACCACUAGUUCCAUGGACCCCAACGACAUGAUGCGAGAAAUCCGGAAAGUGUUAGAUGCAAACAACUGCGACUACGAACAGAAAGAGAGGUUCUUGCUGUUCUGCGUCCACGGCGACGCCAGACAGGAUAGCCUCGUGCAGUGGGAGAUGGAAGUCUGCAAGUUGCCACGGCUGUCGCUGAACGGGGUCCGCUUCAAGAGGAUAUCUGGAACGUCUAUUGCCUUUAAGAACAUUGCGUCUAAAAUAGCCAACGAGCUCAAACUGUAAAGAAACUCCCAUUGGCAGGAUCAGGGAAGAGCCAUCCAAACGAGGUACAGUUCUUGAAUGUACUGGUAACGCCCAGUGUGAUCGGCCUGUGAUUCGCCCGUGUAGAAUUUGCCUCUAACGCAAUAAGGUUAUACAUAGUUAUGAUCUGUAAAAUUAAAGUCAGUAUGAACCAUAACAAAUAUCUGUAGCUAAAAAUAAAAUAAAAAAGUAGGUUCACAUGUACAGGUAAGUAUAUUGUGUAUUUCUGUUCAUUUUCUGUUCAUAGAGUUGUAUAAUAAAACCGACGACUGCUUCAAAACUUGUAUAGUUCUCUAGAUUUCUGCCCAUGAUUGUACGCCUGAUGCUCUGAGUUGAAAAUACUCUUCCCUGUUAUUUACAUUCUGGUGGGUUUUUUUAAAAAAUUCUUAACUUCCAUCAUGCAAUUUUGAAAAUUGUGUCCAGGAUUCAAAGUGCACAGAAAUAGUCUGCACAGUAGCAUGGACUUUGAAAAACUUAUUUUCACGUCAUACUUAAAUUUAAACCAGAAGCCGAUGCCUAAAUCGGCUUUGUUCUACACAGAAUUAUUCCUGCUUGUCUUUGCUCUUACCUUGUCACCGGGCAAGGUCUAGUUGAGAAGAUAUGAAAUGUUUACAGUGUUGGCACUUAGAGUUUUUCAAAUAAAAUACAUGAAAAUAAAUUAGAGCUUCGCCUUGAGCUAAAUAACUAGGAAGUACUGGGGGAAGUGAAAUCUUCACCAGGUUUCUUUUGAACUUCAAGUGUAUUCUGGCCCUGCUCUAACGGUAGAAUCAGUGCUUUAUCUGGCUAGUGUAACGCAGUAGGUUUGCGGCCAUCCCAAUACCACCACGCACUGUGGGGAUGUGGGAAUAUCAGGAUUGUUCCAUAGCACAAACUCACCUUUCCAGCGUUGGUCACCGAUCGGUUAGGAAGUAACGCCACCUCAGGAAUCAACUGGCAUCGGGACUAUUUGCCCCACUCUCCUGUCCCCCGCUCCCUCUCCCCCAACUCAAUAAUAUCUGUAAGUAUUUAGGAGACUUUUGAGCAAAACUGUUAUACUAUUUAUAACAGCAGAUUAUUGAUUUACAGUCAUGUGCUUGUUCCGUUUGUUCCCAUGUAACCUGUUUGUUUUGACUAUUUUGCCAGAUCUCUUGUAUUUAUUUCAUAACGUCAUGCCUAUAACGUGCGGCUUUGUGACGGGAGGCGUUUGCCUAGUUUCCUUUCGUAAUUAGCGAUCCCUGCGAUGUAAAACCACUAGUCAAGGUACAUUUUAAUACUUGUGAUUUUAUACUGGACUGGCCUUGGAGGUUUCCUGUGCAAUGUUAGUUAACGUUGUCAUUACCGUAACACCCACCUAGGGCCCCGUCUGCACACUCCUGAGACAGAAAGCGUGUUCAGAUUUUUACGAGUCUAAAGAAAACUAAAGCUGUGAUAAAUACUGUGAUUCCAGCCUGCAUCCGAAGGCUCUCCGUGUAGGUGACUGCCGUUCCACAUGGCUCCCGGACGAGGGUGACCUUUACAUCCUGUACUGUACUGUGACGUAGCUCUCUUCUGUACCAGUUCUGUUCUGAAUCAAAGUGUAUUUUUUUUUUUUUUUUUGCCUUAGCCAAGGGCGGUGUUUGGAAAAAAACAGCAGCUGCGUCGCCCCCUUUUUAACGUAGCAUUCAUUCCAAAACAACUGAUGCAAGUUCUUUUCACUUUCACUGGUGCACACUGAAAUUUUACUUGAACAGUUCUCAUAAUAAAGCACUUGUCUUUCGCUCUUUA